CUUCGUCACCCCCAGGACCCUACGGUUCGAACCAAAUUCCCUGUGAAAGGAAUACCAACAAAGAGAUAUACCAUUUGAAGUAUAACAAGCAACAGCGAUGGUACUGGCUGCCAUACCAGCAGCGUGACGAACCUCUCCUGUUUCUGACGUACGACAGCAAGUCAGGUACGAAUGCAAGAUGUAUGUCCAGCUAAUAGGUUUCGGAUCCUGGCCGACACAUCACUGAUCUUAGCCGCAGAUUGUCCACAUGUGUCUGUUCACAAUCCUCUCGCACCUCCCAAUGCCCCUCCCCGCGAGAGUGUUGAGACGAGAAACUUGGUGAUAACUAGGAUAGACGACGGUGAAUAGUGGUUAGAUUUCUGAUUGAUAGGUGUAUGUGAGUCAAUAGAAUUUUGGUCAACCCACGACCACUAGAUCAGACCAUAAGAUGAUAUUCACACCGGUGCCUAAUCGUUCUGAAUGUACUUAUAUGCUCACCUGAGUCCGAGAAAUUUGGACAUGAAUGUGUCUGGGUCAUCCGGAUCAUUCCGAAUUCGUUGCGACGCGAUGUGGGAGCGGAG
Molecule: messenger RNA, 560 nt
Organism: Colletotrichum phormii
Lineage: Eukaryota; Fungi; Ascomycota; Sordariomycetes; Glomerellales; Glomerellaceae
Exons: 1
Source: RefSeq, a predicted model, not a curated record